Messenger RNA from Acipenser ruthenus (sterlet), 17490 nucleotides. RefSeq lists its product as uncharacterized. Gene Ontology annotation, molecular function: ABC-type transporter activity; ATP hydrolysis activity; ATP binding. NCBI's taxonomy places the organism in Eukaryota, Metazoa, Chordata, Actinopteri, Acipenseriformes, Acipenseridae. Gene Ontology annotation, cellular component: intracellular membrane-bounded organelle; membrane. The record is from RefSeq and is a predicted model, not a curated record. Gene Ontology annotation, biological process: transmembrane transport; lipid transport. The transcript is spliced from 73 exons. Bases 102 to 17066 code for a protein of 5654 amino acids.
GUGUAGGUAUUAAACAGGUACACUACUAACUCGAAUUCUAUUCACCUGGUCUGUCUGUUUAGGAUGAACGGUAAAAGCAGAUAAGCGGGAAAAAACAAGAAAUGGCUUCAUUUCUGCAGCAGUUGCGACUGCUACUGUGGAAAAACUGUCUGAGUGUUUGGAGACAGCCGGUCUGGUCUCUAGCACUUAUCAUCUGGCCUCUAAUAAUCUUUAUCAUCUUAGCCAUCACACGGUCCAAGUUCCCUCCUGAAAAACAAUCUGCCUGUUAUGUGGCCCCUCGUAACCUCCCCAGUGCUGGCUUCUUCCCCUUCCUGCAGACGCUCUUGUGUGACGCUGACAGCUCUUGCAAGAACAUAUCGUUUCAGCCACAGACUAAUAAGAUGAUGUUCUCAGAAAGAUUAAACUGGAGCCCUGAAGAUGCCAAUCGGAUGGCCAGCUUUCCCUUAAAUGGAGAGUUUUUUGACAAACUGGGCAUUGGUGAGGGACGAUCGGCUGAGCAGAGGAGCAGUUUGGAGUUACUCACACAGCUGACUGACAUGCAUAACAUCUGGACCACAAUGAUAAAUGCUGAUUUCCAAAGCCUGGCAAACAUCACCUCCAUUAUUGACACACUCAACCAGACAGUACAGGUUGAACAGGACGGGGUAAAUGAAAUGCUGGUCUCUGCUGAUUUUCUGAAGAGGGUUUUGUGCAAUUACACUCUCCCCUAUGUCAAAAAGACUGGCAACAGCGCUGUGGACUUCAUGGGGGACAGCUACAUGACGUUCUGUCUGUCAAAUGGCCCUUUCCUAGAAGCAUGCCUCUUUACAAUGAAUCAGAUGUUUACGAGGGUUAUGACGGAAAAUCCAGUGGAGGUUUUAAACACAAGCGUGAUAGUCCUGGGGGUGAUAGCAGAGCUGCAGAACAAGUCUGUUUUCUGGGAGACGCUGCUAGACUUGCCCUAUUUGUUCCUCCCUGGGAGUCUGGAUGAGAAAGUGCAGCUAGGGAUUAAACUGCUGGAGAAUAUGAACAGCAUACUGCAGAUUGUACAGAAAGGAUACACCCAGGCUAAUAUCCCUCUAAAGUGGGCGACCCCCACCAUCAAUGAAGCUAUUCACUUCCUACAGUACAUUCUCCACUGGCCUGGAAGAGGUGUUAAUAUUUCCCUGCAAGCUGUUCUGAGUGGACAGCCUCGCGUAUCAACCAGCAAAGAACAAGCUCUGCUGGACACUGUUGUCGUUCCAUUAGACAAGGCGCUUCUUCUGGUGCAUUUCAAUGCCUUCAGUUCUUAUAUCUGCGUGGGUCUUAAUGGAUCUGGGGCCCCAACAAAAGACAGCCUCAACAGUCUCUGCGCAAACAACGGGCUGCAACCUGUAUUUGAGAGGAUCGACAGGAACAAAGUGGCAGAGCAGAUCUUUCUGGCGUGGAGCCGAGGAGUCUCCAGGUCAGAUGUGCGCUUUGCUAUUCUCAGAGUGAACAACCUGCUGAGUCUCUUCCUACCCGGCAGUGAAGACAUCACCUCCCCCCUCACCAACGCCAGCACGGUGCUCAACGACUGGCUCCUGGCUGUUACCGACAGCAUCCUGCUGUCCAUGAACAAGACAACCCGGGAAAUCACAUUCGUGGACAUGAUGACCGCAGUGCUCCAUACCCUGAGAGAGAUCCCAGGCUGGCCCUCCGUUCAGAGGGCACUCGGGGUGGGAGUGGGGAUAAUGGAGUUCGCCACUGACCUCCUGAAGACACAGACAGAUAUCCUGAGCCGUGCAGAGGCAGUUGCCAUCAAUGUGCAAAGCAUGAUUCAGUCAUUGCUAAGCAACAACACUUUCUUUGAUGCCUGGGUUGGAAAGAACAUAAAUGCAACCUUGGAAACAAUACAGGAGGUGCUGCAGCCAGGACGGCAGCUGGCCUGUUCCAGCAUCACUGCUCUGUGGGCUGACCUCUUUACCCAGGUAACCCUUGUGCAGGAAGACUGGCCGGCCUUGUUAUGCAACCAGAAUCAGUCCCUCCUGCUCAUGAGGCUUCAGAAAACAGUGGACCCACUCAUCACUAAAGUGUACAUGCUGAUUGAUGUGAUUAAUGGAACUCAAACACGUGAGGUGACCGCUCCCCAGAUCCUCUCCGCAUGGGAAACUCUGGAAACAUCCUACCUGAAGUGCAUUGAGGUCAUCGGCAGGGUCACUCAGAUCCUGGGCUCAGAGUACUGGCGAGCCUGGGCUAGAAACACCGGAGGCAUGACCGCCAACUGGACUGCAAUGCUGCAGGAGAGGACACUGGAAGAAGUUGAGCAGCUGGGUUCUGAACUUCAGGCCAGCGUUCUGUGGCCCACAGUGAAACCAUACUUUGACACAGCAUACUGGAUUGUGGCUUACUCCAGUCAGCCGAAUGCCACCGUGCCACCCAACUGUACUUUCAAUUCAACCAUGUCCCUGGAUUGCAGCUCUGCGUUCAGCUGGAAGCAGUUUGUCCUAAUGACUGUGGCGCUCUCUGAAGAAGUGGCCAAAGAUCAGACAUCUCUACUGAGGAUACUUCGGGCAAGUGUAUUAUUUGUUCAGGACAGUUUCCGGAGUUAUGCGGCUGAGCUGCUAAGGCAGUAUUUGACUGAGCAAGCAAAUAACCAGCCCCUUAGGAAUGAAGUCCUCAAAGAGCUAAUGGGGAUGAUCGUGCAGCUGGGGGAAUCGAGCAUUGAGUUACUGGCCAACGCAACUUCACUGGAUCAUCUCAACAGCAACAUCUCCACAACUUUCCUACACAGCGUGCUGGAGACCUUCCACUUGCUGCCUUUGGAGGCCAUAUGGAAGGAAGGGGGUUCCAGCAGCACAGAGAUUGUCAGCACUGUUUUACAGGCAGCGGAAAACAACCAGAAGUUGUUGGCAGCUUUAAAUAUGGGUCCCAUAAACAGUACUAACCCCUCAAUCCACAAGCUGGAUUCGCUGAUUGAAAAGUGGCUGUCAGUGGGUGGCGGUCUCCGGCCGCUAAUGUUCAGCAUUGGAGAAACCCUCAUCAUGUUCUCCUCCUUGAAUCAAUCUGAACUGGCCGCCUUCAAAGAAAUGCUGCAGCCCUUGUUGCAAGCUAACCUAAACAGGUCUCAUGCCACUCAUCUUGUGCUGCAGAUUCUUGGGGUGUUCGAUCAAGUGGCCCAAUCUUGGGAUGAGCCUCUGGCGCUACUGAAUGGGUAUUUCAAGCAACUUCAGAACUUCCUCAACUCUGACGUGAAACCAGAGGCUCUGCUGCUAAUACAGAACCCUUACAUCCAAACUAACAGCAACUUCUCCCAGCUGCUCAAUUAUGACCGACAUCAAGUCGCCCUGGACAUGCUUCCUUUCCUGUCCCCCGCUGCUCUGCAGAAAUGGGUCUCUCUCGGUGCCGAUGCUCCCUUGACAGUGCUACAGCAGUUUGUUCUAUUCCUACCUGACAGCCAACAAGUGGAAUUAGGAAACAUAGUCAACAACACAGCAAGGCUAUUUGAGGCAGUGAACUUGUGCAGAAUGACUUAUCCCAACUGCACGGCUAUCAUUUAUGAAACUUUGGACGUGGUUAUGCAGGCUGCAGAAGCUUUACAUGACAUCAACAACAACAGUUUAUCCAUUCUGGUUGGACUAGCCUCCCGAUUCAAUAAUUCCGAACUGAGUUUAAAACUGCAGGAAAACACGUCCCUUGUUUUGACUGCUGAUCUGAUUUCCAUGCUCAGUCCUCUGGGAGCAACAACAAACAGUUCUGUUCCAGCAUCCACUGUGUACCUGACAGUAGCUCAAACACUCGCCUUCCUUAAACAUGUUGUGUCUACCCCGGAUUUCAAUAUGAUCACUCUUCAGGAAGGACUGGAAACCUCAAACCUCAACAUAACUGAACUCAACAAUGUUCUCCGUGCAGCGGGUGCGCCCAAUGCAUCUGAGCUGGUUUUAGAAAUUAGCAAAAUUAUUGGCAUUCAAGAGUGCUAUAAGCUAAGACCAAAUGACUCUUUGUCCUGUACUCUGGAACUUGCAAACAAGCUGAUGGAUUUGCUUCAGCGAGUGGACUUGCCAAAGGAAAUCAAAGGCAGGAUUUCAGCUGUGAAGUUCAUAUUGCAGUACUGGACAGAAGAAUUAAACGGGAAGAGCAGUUUGCUAAGACAGCUGGAAGUCCUUUAUGAUUUUACGUCGGUGUCCUUGCAAAAUGGAUCUCUGGUUAACAGGAUCAGAACAACAGUGACCUUGAUUUCUGAUACCCUGAUGAAAAUAAAAUCCAGCAUGGGACAGCUUGACAUUGAAUCCCCAGAGCAGUUUGAUACUGGAGUUCAGAUAUUGGAUGAGUUCAUUCAGAUGUUUGUAAAUGGAACUUAUCCCUACAAUAUGACCACCAAGACCGCCAUUAACAAUCUGCGAUUGGAAGACAUCAGACUGUACCUGGAAAUAACAGAGUGGUACCUCAACAAGCUGGAAAACAUAACCCUCCAAAACAACAUUUCAGGGAGUCUGUAUCCACUUUUUAGAAUUACUGAAAUGGCUUUAGCAAACGCUGUAUCUGGCAUUGAAUUGUCUUCUAGUCUGCUUUCUGUGGUGAACAUGACCAAAGACUUUGUUCAGUCUAUUCUUCCUUUUGAUGUGUCAGACCUGAGGAAGGUCCUACAGUUCUUUACCCAUACCAUCAUGCCAAAUGUGAAGGUAUUCAUGGACCAGCUGUUAAGUACUUUGCCUCAAAACAGCACAGACCCAUUCUUAAAAGAACAAUUCAGACAAGACUAUUCACAACUGCUAGACUUUGCUUCAGCCUUGCUGGAACCUUUAGCUCCGGUCAACAUCUCCAUUGCCUCAGUUUCUAUUGAGGACAUUGUCACCCGACUAGAAACCAUGAGAAAAAAUGAUUCCGAAUAUAACAUGGAUCCACUUUUCAGUCUACUGUCAAAGGAUGUUGAAACGGCAGUGAAAGUGUUUAAAUUAUUACAAAAAGGGAUAAAAGUCUUCGCCACAUUGGAGUCAGAAGGAGCUGCCAGCCAGACUCUGUUCAAUCUGUCAAGCCAGAUGAUGGCAUUUGACAAGUUAAUUGAUUAUAUGCAGCCUCUCCUACCUGCUGAAAAACGCCCAUACGUUGACAUGGCUGUCCGCGUUUUUGAAAUGCUUUGGGACACUGUGAUUGUAGCCACUGAACCAGCAGAGUUCAAUGCUGAAGACAUCCCAAGCUUGUUUUUAGAUGUAGCAAAGCUCCUUCUGAACAGCAUGGCUCCCCUCACAGAGCAGCUGCCUGAAGCUGUGGUCACUGACUUGUUUGCUGUGCUGCAAGACUCCAUGCAGCUGACCCUCUCCUCCAGCAAGUCAGGCUUUCCCAAGGACAGGAACCUCACCACUGAAGUGAUUGGAAGACUCCAGAACCUUGUGAGAGCACUCAUCCCACAGCCUGCUGCUUCCAUUCUAAUACCCAUGUCAGAAGUGGUGAAAAUAUACUUUGAGACCAUCUCCCAAGAUGAUGGCCCUGACACUUGGAGUCAGAUUAUUGAGCAAGAAUUGCAUUACUUUUUACCAAAUGACAGUAACUGGGGUGACUACAUCAGCCUGCUUCAGAAUAUGUCAGCACUGCUGUCUCAACAAAGCCAAGGAAAUACCAUGAGUCUGGGAAUCACUGGCUAUCUCCUGGAGAGGAUCCUUGGUGGCGAAGGAAUAUCUGGCAAUACAUCACUUAUUGAGAUGCUCUUUGAGAAGGUAUCAGGCUAUCUCCUGGAGAGGAUCCUUGAUGGUGAAGGAAUAUCAGACAAUACAUCACUUACUGAGAUGCUCUUUGAGAAGGUAUCAGGCUAUCUCCUGGAGAGGAUCCUUGAUGGUGAAGGAAUAUCAGACAAUACAUCACUUAUUGAGAUGCUCUUUGAGAAGGUAUCAGGCUAUCUCCUGGAGAGGAUCCUUGAUGGUGAAGGAAUAUCAGACAAUACAUCACUUACUGAGAUGCUCUUUGAGAAGGUAUCAGGCUAUCUCCUGGAGAGGAUCCUUGAUGGUGAAGGAAUAUCAGACAAUACAUCACUUACUGAGAUGCUCUUUGAGAAGGUAUCAGGCUAUCUCCUGGAGAGGAUCCUUGAUGGUGAAGGAAUAUCAGACAAUACAUCACUUACUGAGAUGCUCUUUGAGAAGGUAUCAGGCUAUCUCCUGGAGAGGAUCCUUGAUGGUGAAGGAAUAUCAGACAAUACAUCACUUACUGAGAUGCUCUUUGAGGAGGCGUUGGCAGGCUGGGGAGAUGCCUCUCAUGAGAGUCCCAGCCCCCUGCUCCAGACUCAGCUCCACAUUCUCGCGUCACUCUUUCCCGAUGUGGGGCAUGCUAUGGGACCGCUUAACAUCACAGAAGCUAGGGCUGAGAGAAUUCUCCCGGUUCUCAUCCAGCUAGCGAGUGGGGCUGUGGAGAAGGAUCUCUGGAGAAUGACGUCAGUUAUCCUUGAGGCAGUGUUAUCUUCGUUAAAGGAGACUCCAGCCUGGGAACCAGUACAGGACAUUCUGUCCCUAGAACAAGCCCUCUCCAGUGUGGUUGUCCAUUCUCUAAAAGUGGAAACAGAACUCAAUCUGUAUGUGAAAGUAUUUCUGGGUAAUCUCACCGCCAGCCUGAAACGAGUCAUACAGGACAGUGGUGGCAUUUUGACUGAAUCCAUUCGACCAAUCCUACAUGCAGUGUCCGAAACCGCCAGCAUCAUUAGGGAGGAUCUGCUGUCAGGAAGAAUUGUGAGCUGUGGAGACAUAAGCAGCACAUGGACUGAUAUCAUGCAUGAUGAACUUGCACUCAACCAGACCCAGAUGGAGGAGUUGUGCAACCAGACCUGCUUCCCGGAUGACUUGAACUCUGCAGCAGGCAUCCUCAGGCAGCUUAUGAACACAACCGUCAGUGGUAUGGGAAAGGAGGACAGCAUUGAUGGGAAAGAGUUAAUAAAGGACCUGAAGACCCUUUACCAAGCAGCUCUGAGUUACUAUGAGAGCCUGAGGCACUUCUAUACAGAGAUCUUAGCAGCCACAAUCGACGGCAGCACUUCAGUGGACUCCAGCAUUCCUGCUCUCAUCGAUGAUCUCUCCACCCAACACAUAGUUCUGGGUGUCUCGGCUGCUCUCAACCCCUUUUUGCAGCAGGCCAGCGUGCUGCCAGGGCUGAAGCAGCACAUCGAAGCAGCUGACUGGAUAAUGAAUUACGCAAUGCAAAACAACUACACCGGGCAAGACAACUGUGACAACUCAUCCAUGAGCCGGAGCUGUAAGGGCACAGAUGAACUUGAGAUGCAUUCGGAGAAGAUGAUUCGAUUUCUCUUAGCUGUCACCAAGGACCCAGCCCUCGCUGGCAGAUUGCUGCAAGGAACCUGGGAAUGUGUUUCUCACAACAGCACCCUUUUCAGUGCAUACAACUCCACUGCUGGUGCAGUGAUGCACCUUCCCAAGGAUGACAUUGAACUUUUCCUGAAUGUUUCGCUCAGUCUCAUUAUGGAUGCAGAAGCAGAUCCCUCACAGCUAUGGAAAGAAGCUCUCAGCUGCCUUCUAAAGGACCUCUUUAAGAAUGUUAACAGCAGCUCCCUUCACCAAAUCUGGAAUGGAGACAUCUUGAAAGUUAUUGAUGGGCAACUUAUUGAUCAAGUUCUGAAGAAUGCAAUAAGAGUGCUGAUCAGGAUUAAGAUACUAGAAGAUGGGUCUCUGGUGUAUAAGGUUAUGGAGCAGUUGUUGGCUGUAAAUGACACAGGGCUAAUCUUAACAAGGACCCUCAAACUUGUCACAUGGUGGAAAACCACAAGCACGUCAGGAAUGGAGUUUGCAUUCCAGGCUGCACAAAAACUCUACAACCUUGUCAAGGCCAUCUUGUCAGCGAUCAUGCAGAUGAACAUCGCGCUUCCACCCAGUUUAAUAUCCUACAGUGACAUGGUGAUGGAUGUGCUGGGGGUCUUUGUCGAAGGCAGCCAGUUCCCCCUAUCAAAUGGCACCAUUGCUCCCUUAGCUGCUUACACCAACAAACUAAGAAAUGAUGUUCAAGCUGACCAAUCUUUGGAGGUUUUAUUGCCACUUGCCUGGAGCUCCUUCAACAUGAGCAAAUCGUGGUCAGGAGAGAGAGAGGGGAUGUUCAUGCAGCUUCUUCCCAUUCUUUACAACUCCUUACUGCGAGGUCUGAGUCCUUCAGAUAGAACUUCUUCCGUUAAUGCACAGUCUUUAUUCACAGACCUGGUGACCGUCUUUUCUCGGUCAAAUAAAACAGAUCAGAUCCUGCACACAAUGGAAACCUUGAGAACUUGCCAUACAGACCUCGGAGACUGUACCUCCCUCAUUUCCAAAAUAUAUGAGAUAGUAUUCCUGUACAGGCAGAAGCAGGGCAGCAUCCAGGAGGAUGAUAUCAAAGCCUGGUUAAAACUGUCCACCGAGAUGGCACAGAUGCUGAUAGGCCUGAGUGACCAGCCAGAAAACUUUCUUAAUAUCACUCAGGACUUUGUCUCCAGCAUCUUGCCUUUGAUAUACCCUUCCCAGGGCAGCUCGCUGCAAACCCUCAUGUCCAGUGUUUUCACAAUCCUUAAGAACAUCAUCGAGGACCCACUUUUGAUUGGUAAUGAGAUGCCAUCAAUUUUGAGCCUUAUACAGCAGUCUACACAGGAGCACCCAUCCACCUUUAGCUUUGACAAAUUCAUAGACUUGUCAGCAAAACUUGAGGCAGCCCUAAAGAUGAUGCAGUGCACAGAUUCUGGUCCCUCCAGCGUUUUGAACUGUAUUUUGCAGUCAACACAAAGUGCGCAGACAAUACUCCAACUCUUUAAUGUGACAACAGAUACCCAGGAUGUUCUUGUGGCUGUAAAGUCAAUAACUGAAUUCUGGCUCAGCCAAGUAAGCAAUAACGGGGCAGCCUCAAGCAAUGACAUAGGAAGGCAACUGCAGGUGAUCUUCAAUUUCACCACCUGGCUUUUCCAAAACCAAGCACUCAUGGUUUUAGUAAAUGACGACCUCAGCAGUAUCACAGCUAACCUUAAGGAUGUUGAAAGUACCUUGAUGAGCUGGGAUGUAACAUCAACCCAAGGGGAGACACUACUGACUGAUAUACAAGCAAUACUCCAUCUCCUACAAAAAGAUCCUAGAGUUGGGGUAGAUUGGUCUGAUGUGUCUUUCGGCACUAACCAGCUUGAGACUCUUGCUGCAAACCUAAGACAGCUUCAAUGGCAAUCUAACUUUCUAAGGAUGGCUACUCUUUGGGCUCUCAGUGGUCAGCACAAUAACUCAUAUGACUUCAUGUUGGAUUUUGCCAAUGCCAAGCUUCUAUUAAGCACACAUAUUCCACAAUAUGUAUCUGCACAAAUAGGUUCACUGCUGGAACUGAUGACAGGUAUGAGCCUGCCUGCUGAUAGCACUAACGGCACACAGGUCUUGGAGCUACUCUUGAACGACCUGGCCAGGAUAGCAGAAGUGGUGCAUUCAAAUGUGAGCAGAGACAGAUAUAUGAGGAAUCUACAAGAUUUUGUUCAGACAGUCUUUAAACAUUACUCCUCCAGUGUCCAGUCGCUCAUUGUGCUAGUAUUAGAUGAAGUAGCCAGAGAUCUUAAACUUUUAAAUAGUUUACUUCAGAAGAACAUCAACAUGCCAAAAGAGACACAAAUCUACCUCCAGGUGUCCAACAUACUGGAAGAGCUGCUAAAUUCAAUAUCCAUGAUCAGGUCACAAAUUGAAGUAAACACGUAUCUCAAUGCUUUAGACCAGAUGUUGGCUGUUUUCAACCCUCUUUUGACUCCAGAACAAAACAUCUAUUUAAACGCUUCAGCCCAAAUGAUUAAAGCAUUUACCUAUGUUCUUUCUGCCCCUGAAAACUUUGAAAAUGUUGUACAUGCCACUGACAUUAUCUCAGCCUCUCUUGACCAUCUCUUAGCUGCUGCCGAUAAUAUCACCCUGCUCAGCGGACAAACGGUAAAAGAUGUGCUGGAUCCUCUCAUCGCAGACCCUGCCAUUAUUACCCAAAUUCUGUGGCAGUUGGCAAAUUCCAGCCUCUCUCAACUGAGCAUGGAGGAUCAGAUGCAGCUAGCCAAUAAGUUAUUAAAUAACUUGGCAUCUCGCCUACCUGCCGAGCACAGCUCUUAUCUCAAUGCAACUCUUCUCAGGAUAUUAAAAACACUUCCAGCUCUAUCUAGUGGUACUAACAUCACAGGUAAUAUCUUCAAUCUCACCAGAGCAGUUUCAGACUUUCUGCUGGAGCCAUUUAAUGCCACUGGUUUCCCGAUUUCCAACGUUACUUCAGCCGGAAACAUUGUGGGCAGCAGUGCUUUUGAUAAUCUUGGAGCUUCCAUCAGAAGAGUGACAGAAGUCUACUUCUCCAAUGCAACCGAUUUAGUAAAAGCAGCAGGCAUUACUGUCAUUGUGGCAAGUGAGCUGCAGAAUGUGCUGAAAAUGGUUCCCCCCAGUUAUGCUGUGAACAAAACUCUGGAGGUGAUCAAGGUCAUCAAAGACAACGUGGGCAGUUUGCUGGGAAUAAAUUCCACAAACUGGGCUAAUGCGGUUCUCCAGUUGCUGGCUAACACUGCAGAGCUGGUGCCACCAGAGCUUCCAUAUGCACGGCAGUUCAAGAACCUGGUGAUAAACCUAGUUAAAGAGGCUCAAGAAGAAUUCCUUGUGCUGUCAGAGUUAAGCCAGAUUCUGCAAACAAUGUUCACUACAAAUUGGGCGGCAGACAACGUCACAGAGGCUCUUGAAAACCUGAAAAUCAAGAAGGCUCAGAUGAGUACUGUGACUGGCAUUGUGUGUGAGUUGGAGAAGUUGAGGUCUGUGCAGGCUCUGUAUGAUCUGGUGCCCAUGAAUUCGGGGAUAAUGUGCCAGACUGUUUCUCCAGCCAUCCAGGCUGUUUUCUCGCUCUCCUACGGCACUCUGAACUGGGGGAGAAACCUCACCUUCAGCCUGAACACUCUGCUGGACACUCUGUACUAUGCGGCAGUCCGUGACCCCAACAACUACAAUGUGAACGCAAACUGGUCAUCUGCAUUUGUGGACAACACAUUAAAUUUCAACACCAGUGCUUUCAACUUCCUGAACAUUACUAACACUACUGCAGCUCCAACAAAAGUGUCUGACCUGAUUCUUAACCCAGCAGCCUUCGUGUCAGAGAUUCAGAAACGGACAGGAAUGCCAACGGAUGCCAUAGAUGCUAUGAUGCAGACAAUUAUACCUGACAACUCUUUACAGUUGCUUGCUUGGUUGACGGAUCUGCGGUACUGCGACUCCCCAGGGAAACUCAACCUGACCCAGUCAGGUGAGCUGGUGUAUCGGGCAUUCUGCAAGCUGGGACCCUUGCAGCAGUACAGCUUCGUGGUCAUAGUCCUUGAACACCUGGAUUUACUUGAGUUCAUUUACAAGAUCAUACUGACCUCGGACAUGCAGAACUUCAUUGAAGCGCUGAUGCGGCUCUUCCAAUUUAUAAUGGGAAUGUUUCAGAAGCUGGCCCCUGCCAUCAAGCUGUUGAUCAGCUACCUGCAACAGAUCCAGAGGCUCAACCUGGUCGCAAACUCGGAAUUCAAGGAAUUGGUUGCUGGGAAUAGGGCCACAAUGUCGAGCAAGGCCACAUUCAACACGCUCGCCGGCGCCAUGUGUUACAGGGGAUUCUUCUCCCUCUUCGGGGUCUCACAGACCCCCAAUUUCAUGGACUCUAAGCCCUCCACCCAGGGAGACCUUAAAGUGGAGGAGAUCAUUAAGAAAUUCGACAUCCCCAGGAAUGCAACACCCUUCUGCCUUGCAUUGUACCUGGACAUGGUGAACACCACUGGUGGAGCUGUGGCCUGGGCGUUCAUCAAGCCCAUGCUGCUGGGCAAGAUCCUGUACACCCCAGACACGCCCGAGACCAGGGCCAUCAUGGAGAAGUCUAAUGACACAUUGCAGCAGCUGGACAAACUUAAAAUGUACUCCCAGGACUGGAUAGAUGCCACCAAAUUAAUCUUUGAUUCUGCCCAGCUACUUGAAAAGAUUCUUCCACUACUUCUGCGCUCCCUACAAAACCCUUUUGUACAGCAUUUCAUUAAGUUACAAACAAACGUCAACGUAAACGACAUCUUAAACAUGCUCCAAACGUACUCAAACUUGACUAAAAUGUUGGAAGAGAACCGGAAAGUGAUGGACCAGCUGACUGUCCUCUCCAAGCUGAUGCUCAACCUGUCCUCCUGUGUGAAUUUCAACCGCAUACAGCCGGUCAGCAGCAUAGCGGAGAUGAACGCCAUGGCCAAAGAGCUCCUCAAGACCAAGGAGCUGUACGCUAGUGUCAUUUUUAAAAUGCCUCCGAAAAGCAGUCGUCGAAAGAGGUCAGCUGGUGCUGGCAUCUCCCUUCCUGCUGAGAUGAAAUACACCAUACGCAUGGUUGUGCAGAACUCCAUGAGGACUGACAGAAUAAGAAACCCUUCCUGGACACCUGGAUCCUACGUCUCAUCCAACAAAAACCAGCGCUACAACCGUGGCUUUAUCAACCUGCAGGAGAGCAUCGACAGGGCCAUCAUCGACAUCCAAGCAGGCAAGAAGGUUAAGGAGCCAGCCGUCCAGCUACAGGCCUUCCCCUACCCCUGCUACUUCAAAGACAAUUUCCUCAACAGCACGUCGAACAGCUUCCCGCUCGCCCUCAUGGUUGCUUGGGUCCUUUUCAUCGCUGCCUUUGUCAAAAAGCUGGUUCACGAGAGAGAGCUGAGACUUCAUGAGUACAUGAAGAUGAUGGGAGUGAACACCAGCAGUCACUUCUUUGCCUGGUUCAUAGAGAGCGUCUGCUUCCUCCUGGUCACCAUCACCAUCAUGACCAUCAUCCUGAAGGCGGGUAAGAUCUUCCCUAACAGCAACGGCUUUAUCAUCUUCCUGUUCCUGUGUGACUACGGCUUCUCCAUCCUGGCCAUGAGCUUCCUCAUCAGCUCCUUCUUCAACAACACCAACGUGGCCGGCCUCAGCGGCAGCCUUGUCUACAUCAUCUGCUUCUUCCCAUUCAUCAUCAUGAUGACCAUCGAGUCCACCCUCACCUUCUCAACCAAGAGCCUCCUGUGCCUGUUUGCCCCAACUUGUUUCAGUUAUGCAGGUCAAUACAUUGGUCGCUAUGAAGGGCAGAACAUAGGAAUCCAGUGGGAUAACUCCUACGUCUCCCCAUUGGCUAAUGAUACCACCUCCUUCGGCUGGCUCUGCUGGCUGCUGCUCAUCGAUUCCCUCAUCUAUUUCACUGUCGGCUGGUACAUCCGGAAUGUCUUUCCAGGGAAUUAUGGCAUUGCCUCCCCAUGGUAUUUCCCAGUCCUGCCCUCGUUCUGGGCAGAGUGCUGCGGCUUUAACACAUGCAGAAAAGACAGUGGAAGAGGGCUCCUGUUCACCAACAUCAUGCUGCAGAGCGGGAACAUCGAUCACAAGAACAAAGGUAACGGGGGCUUUACCUCCGAGGGGGAGGCUGAGCUGGAAGGCCUGCCUGUGGGCGUGUCUCUCCACGGCCUCACAAAGCUCUACGGCCAAACCGUCGCCAUCCAGAACCUCAACCUCAACUUUUACGAGGGUCAUGUGACAGCGCUGCUGGGGCACAACGGAGCGGGCAAGACCACCACCAUGUCCCUGCUGACUGGGCUCUACAGCCCCUCAUCUGGCUCCGUCCUGGUGUAUGGGAAGGACAUGCAGACACACAUGGACGCGGUGCACAGAGACAUGGGGGUGUGUAUGCAGUACGACGUUCUCUUCGAGCACCUCACUGUCAAAGAGCACCUCUUGCUGUACGGACAGAUCAAGAGCCCUGGCUGGAACAAGCAUGAACUGAACCAGCAAGUGCGCAACACCCUGAAGGAGACUGGCAUGUACGCCCAUCGGCACAAGCGAGUAGACACACUCUCGGGCGGCAUGAAGAGGAAGCUCUCCAUCUCCAUCGCGUUCAUCGGCGGCUCUAAAACGGUGGUCCUGGACGAGCCCACCACGGGCGUGGACCCCUGCUCCCGGAGGAGCAUCUGGGACAUUGUCAUCAGACACAAGACAGGGCGAACCAUCAUCCUGUCCACUCACCACCUGGAUGAGGCGGAGGUCCUGAGUGACCGCAUUGCCUUCCUGGAGCGUGGGGGGCUCAAGUGCUGCGGCUCCCCCUUCCACCUGAAGGAGAAGCUGGGCCAGGGCUACAACCUGACCCUGACCAGGAGGGUGCCGCCCCCUGGCUCAGAAGAUUACUGCAUGCCCGAUACCGUCACCAGGUUCAUCCAGUCCCACCUGCCCGAGGCUCAGUUGAAGGAGAAGGUGGGGGCGGACCUGGUCUAUGCCCUGCCCCCCUUCGGAGCCCAGCGUGCCGAUGCUUACCGAUCCCUCCUGAGUGAGCUGGACAGGAGCCUGGACACCCUGCGGCUCGGCUGCUACGGCAUCUCUGACACCACUCUGGAGGAGGUCUUCCUCCAAAUGACAAAGGACGAUGAAAACAAGGACACAGCCUGGUCCAACACGCAAAUGGUGGUCCAGGUCCCCUCUGGGGACACUAUGGUCUCCGAAUACAGCACCAGUAGCUAUAGUGUCAGUUCCAGACAAGCCCUGACUGGCUCCUCCUCUCUCGGGGGGGCCCGCCUCUUCACACAGAAGGUGAUGGGGAUGCUGGUGAAGAGGAUCCACCACUCACGGAGGGACUGGAAGGGCCUGCUUGCCCAGAUUGUACUGCCCGUGCUGUUCGUCAUCGCUGCCAUGGGGAUGGGCACCAUCAAGAAUGGGAUCCAGGAAUAUCCCGAAAUUAAUCUCUCACCUUCCUUAUACGGAUACGACGGCCAGUCUGUCUUCUUUGGGCUUGGAAACCCCAGUGCCAGUGAUUUGGUCUCUAAGAUGAUGUCAUUUCCUGGAAUAGACAACGUCUGCUUGUAUAACCCUGGGAAUGAGCAGUGUCUGAAUAAAGAGGGGUCAGGAGACUGGACUUCAAGUGGAAUAGCUCCUGCCUCAUACAAGCCAUGUAACUGCAGUACUACUGUUCAGGUCUGCCCAAGAGAUGAUUAUGUACCCCCUCAUAAAAAGGUCCCCUCCUUGCAAACAGUGUACAACGUGAGUCAAUUGAACGUGGAAAACUACCUGCUCUCUACAGCAAACAGCUUCAUCCAGAACAGGUACGGCGGCUGGGUCUUUGGGAAUCCUCUCCCAGUUGAUCUCCGGAUGGAUGUUGACCCUGUUCCUGCAAACAGGACACUGACAAAGGUCUGGUACAACCCUGAAGGGUACCACACGAUGCCAGCCUACCUGAACAGCCUUGAUAACUUCAUUCUUAGGGCCAACCUGCCCCCUGGUGUGGAUCCACAGAAGUACGCUAUUUUUGUGUACAGUCAACCAUAUACAGGAGGCGUCCUAGAUGAGGAUACUGUGGUUCAGAGUCUGGUGGGCGUGCUGGUCGCCCUCUGCAUCCUCACGGGAUACUCCAUCAUGACAGCCAGCUUUGUUAUUUACGAGGUCAUGGAGUAUCAGACAGGUGCCAAGCGUCUCCAGCACAUUUCUGGCGUUGGGGAGAUCUUCUAUUGGAUAGUCAAUUUCAUCUAUGAUAUGACGCUGUACCUGGUCCCGGUAGCCUUGUCCAUAGCUGUCAUUGCUGCUUUCCAGCUGCCCACUUUCAAUUACAGACAGAACCUGGGGGCCGUGUCUCUGCUGCUGGUGCUGUUUGGCUUCGGAACGUUCCCGUGGAUGUACCUCCUGGCCGGUACCUUCAAGAAUGCAGAGAUGGCCUUCAUCUGUUACAUCUCCAUCAACCUCUUCAUCGCCGUCAACACCAUCAUCUCCACCUCGGUGGUCUACUUCCUAUCUGAGCUGAGGAAAGACGACUUGAACGUUAAAGAGGUGUACCGUGUGAUGAGCUACGUGUUCCUGAUCUUCCCGCAGUUCAGCUUCGGGAACGGCCUGAUGGAGCUGUCCCGCGUGCAGUUACAGGUGGAUAUUCUGGCCGUGUUCGGGAUCGACAGCUAUAAGAACCCCUUCAGCAUGGACGUCCUCGGAUGGAUGUUUGUAGCGUUGGCCGUCCAGGGCAGCCUCUGCUUCCUGCUGAGGCUGCUGCUCAACACCUGGCUGCUGCGCAAGAUGAGGAUCUUGAUGUGCAGGAUGAGAGCAGUGAUGUUCCAUGCUGUGGAUGAGGACCCCGAUGUGAAGGCAGAGCAGGACAGGGUGGACAGCGGUCAAGCCAGCGGAGACCUGCUGCAGCUCAACAAGCUCAGCAAACUGUACCAGAACAUCCACAAGAAAGUGCUGGCGGUCAACAACAUCUCUGUGGGCAUUCCUGCUGGAGAGUGCUUCGGCCUGCUGGGUGUGAAUGGAGCAGGGAAGACAACCACCUUUAAGAUGCUGACCGCCGAGAUCUUCCCUUCCAAUGGAAACGCACUCGUCAAGGACACGGACGGGAGUGUGGUGGACAUCAUGGACGGCAGCAUGGAAGGGAUCAAUAUUGGCUACUGCCCGCAGGUGGAUGCUCUGGAUGAUCUGCUGACAGGAGAGGAGCACCUGUACUACUACGCCAGGAUCCGCGGCAUUCCCAGCCAACAAAUUCACAAUGUGGUAAUGCACCUCCUUCAAAGACUGGAGCUCCUUCCUCACAAAGACAAGCCCACCUGCCAAUACAGCUGUGGCACCAAGAGGAAGCUCUCCACUGCCCUCGCUCUCAUCGGCUGCCCUCAGAUCCUGCUGCUGGAUGAACCAAGCUCCGGGAUGGAUCCCAAAUCCAAACGUCAUCUCUGGAACAUCAUUUCAGAGGAACUGAAAGAGAAGUGUGCCGUGGUUCUAACCUCCCACAGCAUGGAAGAGUGUGAGGCGCUCUGCACCAGACUGGCAAUAAUGGUGAAAGGACGAUUCAGGUGUCUUGGUUCUCUACAGCACAUUAAGAACAGAUUUGGAAGUGGCUUCACUGUGAAAAUGCACCUCACCUCGAGCAGCCUGGGAGUGGAACACAUCACCACGUUCAUGCAGUCACACUUCCCAAGCACUUUCAUGAAGGACCACCACUCUGGCACGGUGGAGUACCACGUCCCCGUGGCUCCAGGGGGCGUUGCUGUUAUUUUUGACCAGCUGGAGUGCAACAAAGCAUCUCUGAGCAUCAAACACUUUUCUGUGAGCCAGACCACACUGGAUGAGGUCUUCAUUAACUUUGCCAAAGAGUCGAGCGCGGAGGAAUCUGAAGCCAGCAGUGAGCUCAGCGAUCAGUCUGUGAACACAUAGCACAGUGAAGCAGAAGAAGCCUUUAUGUCCCUCACAUUUUUGAUCAAAUUUGUUAUUUUUUUUCUUAAUUGUUUUAAGUUGUUUAGAAAUGCUGUACUGUAUUUAUGUGAUCACACUUUGGAUCCUCGUGAUGGGUACUGGGAUGCACAAGGCUACUGGAAAUACAUUCAUACAUGCAGACACAUUUGUUCUAUUUAAUCAACCCAAAUAAUACUAACUUUAUUACUGCUCUUAUUUCUGUUAUUUACUUUGACAAGUGAGCUGCAAAGAAAGAAGAAUGACAAUCAAUCAAUGAAUUAAUCAAUCAUACUCAUUCAGGAUUAAUUAAAAAUAUAAAAAUAAUGACUGGACAUCCCGUUUAAAAAGUUUGCUGCAGUACAUAAAAAAGCAUAGCAAAUUGUAAUAUGGCAUUGAUAUACUACUG